Cuscuta campestris is the source of this 584-nucleotide messenger RNA. The record is from the annotation of a GenBank genome assembly. NCBI's taxonomy places the organism in Eukaryota, Viridiplantae, Streptophyta, Magnoliopsida, Solanales, Convolvulaceae.
CAUAUCUGAACUGACCUGUCUGUCUGCUAAAACCCCUUCGCCCCAACCUAUCUGCCGCCGCCUCCGCCGCCGCCGUAAUGGAUUCUUCUUCCACCUCCUCCCGCUCCUUUGAUCCCAACCUUGCUCGAACCAUUGAGGAAGAGAAGCAAAAGGCAAUGGUGGCCGAGCUGAUUUCGAAGAUCACAAGCUCGUGUUGGGACAAAUGCAUCACGGGCACGCCCGGAAGUAAGUUCAGCUCGAGCGAAGCAAGUUGCCUGUCCAACUGCGCCCAACGCUACCUAGACAUGAACAUCUUGCUUGUUAAGCGCUUCCAAUCUAUGAACAAGCUUUGAGUAAUUGAAGGUGUUGGCUCUCUCCAUCUCUAUUUAUAUGCUCUGUGUUCACUUGUGCUCAAGUUUUGUACUGAUAACUCCAUCCAUCAACAGCUUCUAUCUUUUCAUGACCUUAUUUGAAAGCUAUAGAGAUUCUUGCAUGAGAUGCUAAUUUCAUUUCCCUCACAGUAAUUUGGGCACAUUUUUUACCCACAGAUCAGUCACGGGUAAUGCUAUUUGUACACCAUUUUUACCCACAGAUAAGUACUUUUU